CGCGCCUGCGCCCUCGUCGGGAUUCCUCUCCCAGAAGUCCUCGAGCGUCGUUCUCCUCGACCUCCAGGCCGCUGGCAUCCAGCCGGAGUCCGCCCGCCCCUGCUCCGCUGUCCGCCGUCCGCCCGCCAUCAUGCUGCCCGCCGCGUUUCUCCGCCGCCCGGGCCUGGGCCGCCUCGUGCGCCAGGCCCGCGCCUACGCCGAGGCCGCCGCCGCCCCGGCCCCCGCCGCGGGCCUGGGACAGAUGUCUUUCACCUUCGCCUCACCCACGCAGGUGUUCUUCAAUGGCGCCAACGUUCGACAGGUGGACGUGCCCACGCAGACCGGAGCGUUUGGCAUCUUGGCAGCCCACGUACCCACACUGCAGGUCCUGCGACCAGGGCUGGUUGUGGUCCACGCUGAGGACGGCACCAUCUCCAAAUACUUUGUGAGCAGUGGCUCGGUCACAGUAAACGCUGACUCUUCGGUGCAGUUACUGGCCGAGGAAGCCGUCACACUGGACAUGCUGGAUCUGGGGGUGGCCAAGGCGAACCUGGAGAAGGCGCAGUCGGAGCUGUUGGGGGCCACGGACGAGGCCAUGAGGGCCGAGAUCCAAAUCCGCAUCGAGGCCAAUGAGGCCUUGGUGAAGGCCCUGGAGUAGGCGGUGCGUGCCCCACGCUGGCUCUGGCAGGGAGACUGGGCCAGAGCUGGGCAGGGGAUGGCCUGGCGUGAGGACCCAGCUCCUGUGGGUGCAGGCUGGCUGGGAGGCUCGGGGAGUGAGCCUGGGGGAGCCAUCCUCGCUAGGGAAGCCACCAGGGGGCAGCACAGUGCCGGCGUCCGCCCAGAGCGCCUUUCAGGGCUCUGCCUCUCUGUGGUGAAUAAGCCAGGGAAACAAGCCAGCUCUGGCAGGCCUGGGGGCUGGGGUCAAGGUCGGGCACUUGCCCUACCCUUGGGGAUUACUCUCACCCCGGAGGGCUCUUCUCCCACCUCCUAAGAUCUCCCCAACCUGACGUGCUGGCCACCACUCCUCUGCCGCAUCUGCCGCAGAGACCUCUGCUCCCAGCCACCGGCAACGGACAGCCUGCUCCCUGCCCGAACCCUCAUUAAACACCUGGAAUCCA
This is a messenger RNA of Mesoplodon densirostris (Blainville's beaked whale), 1097 nucleotides long. RefSeq names its product ATP synthase F1 subunit delta (gene ATP5F1D). NCBI's taxonomy places the organism in Eukaryota, Metazoa, Chordata, Mammalia, Artiodactyla, Ziphiidae. Gene Ontology annotation, biological process: proton motive force-driven ATP synthesis. Gene Ontology annotation, molecular function: proton-transporting ATP synthase activity, rotational mechanism. The transcript has 4 exons. Bases 131 to 637 code for a protein of 168 amino acids. The record is from RefSeq and is a predicted model, not a curated record.